Molecule: messenger RNA, 1333 nt
Organism: Zophobas morio
Lineage: Eukaryota; Metazoa; Arthropoda; Insecta; Coleoptera; Tenebrionidae
Product: trafficking protein particle complex subunit 13-like
Exons: 15
Coding region: 31-1203 (390 amino acids)
Cellular component (GO): TRAPPIII protein complex
Source: RefSeq, a predicted model, not a curated record
AAGAUUAACUAUCCGUUAGUCGUAAGGGCCAUGAGGCUCUCGAAGCCUUUACCCGUCAGGGAAGUCCCGAAAUACUUUGAUCUUAACUUCAGUGAAAAUAGUAUUAAUGCUUGCGGCGGGAUCCAAGUUGAGCAACUUUUAUUUCUAGGUGAUAUAGUAGCUGUGCCGUCUCAUUUUGGAAAUAUUUAUGUGGGUGAAUAUUUUAUUUGCUACAUAAGAGUAAGCAAUGAUGGUGACUCUACUGUUAAAGACGUUUCAGUGAAAGUGGAUAUACAGGCUGUUACUAAGUCGCUUAUGCUAACAACAAAAAGUACUGAGCGGUUAGCGCCUAAAGAAGGAUUGGAUAUCAUUGUCAUACACGAAGUAAAAGUCCUUGGAAAGCACAACCUUCUAGUUUUAGUAAAUUAUACAGAAGAAAUGGGAGAGGCCGUAACAUUCCGACGCUCUUUUAAAUUUGUGACUUUGAAUCCUUUAACGCUAAAAACCAAAAUUCAACAAGUGAAGGAAAACUUUUAUCUGGAAGCUCAAAUUCAGAAUUUGAUGGAUGUUCCUAUGCACCUCGAAAAAAUUGCCCUCAGAGUCGAUUCAAAGAUUAAAGUAACCGAUUUAAACACUUUGCCAACAACGACUGGCUCCGAACUCCGACCACUGAAUUUUGAUUCCUGCUUCGGUUGGAAAAAUAUAUUUGAUAAAAAGGCAUAUAUAAAUGCCACUGACGUUCGUCGCUACUUGUUCAAAAUUAGCCCACCGAAGCAAAGUCAGCUGAAAACAAUUAUCUGGAAUUUUGAAUUGGGAUGGCGAACGGCCAUGGGCCAAAGGGGAAGACUGCAGACUAACCUUUCCCAGUAUGAGAUAGAAACUAGUGAGGAGCUCCUAUUUUUUGUGGAAGCUCCUUCAAGUGAGAUCAUUUUAUACGAGCCUUUUAUACUAGAGUGCAAUAUAAGUAAUUUAAGUCAGCAAACUUUAAACUUAAAGCUCUACUCUGCCAACAACGACGCUAUUUUCCUGUGCAGUAAAGAAGGAAGCAAGGUGAAACCUCUGGCUUCCGGCUGCAGCACGUGCUUCGACUUGACUUUUGUUGCAGUUAAAAAAGGGCUGCAGCCGCUAUGCACCGUCCGCUUAGAGGACAGCUCCGCUGAGAAAAGCUACAGCUUCGAAACUGCCAGGCAUGUGUUUGUACGGCAAAAAAAUAACAGAAGCUGAUUUAUUGAUAAACUGUUAAACUUUAUUAAACGCCAAUACAAUCGACGAUGAAUAUCAUUUUCAUAAAUUCGCGCAAGAACGACUAGACAGGAACGGAUGAAGGAGGGCCUCAGCACAGGAAAUGCGCUUC